CUUCCUUCACACGUAUGGCUAGACUAGUCUCUUAGGAAUUUAUUUUUAAAGUUCUCUUUAUUUAUGUUUAUAUAAAAUUUACUUUACCGAAAGUUAGUGUAUCUAAAAACACGUAUAUCAGGUGUUUAACUGCUUAGUUCACGAUCUUCUCGCUCUGUAACUAUUUCAUUCAAGAAAUUAGCCAGCGACGUCUUUAAUUUUGUUUUUAGUGAACAAUAAGUGGUUUAAAAUGCCAGGAAUUGCAACUAUGUCAUUGGAGAAUAUGUACUGCACUCGCUGCGGCGAUGGGUUUGAGCCCAAUGAGAAGAUUGUCAACUCCAACGGAGAACUCUGGCAUACAAACUGUUUUGUAUGUGCCCAAUGUUUCCGGAUGUUCCCUGAUGGAGUGUUUUACGAAUUUGAGGGCCGUAAAUACUGUGAACAAGACUUUCAGGUGCUUUUCGCUCCAUGCUGCGGCAAAUGUGGCGAGUUCGUCAUCGGACGAGUGAUCAAGGCGAUGAACGCCAACUGGCACCCAGCCUGCUUCCGCUGCGCGGAGUGCAGCACAGAGCUGGCGGACGCCGGCUUCAUCAAGCACGCGGGCCGCGCGCUGUGCCACGCCUGCAACGCACGCAUCAAGGCCGACGGCUUGCAGAACUACAUGUGCCACAAGUGCCAUGGUGUGAUCGACGGCGAGCCGCUGCGUUACCGCGGCGAGGUGUGGCACGGGUACCACUUCACGUGCGCCACGUGCGGGGUCGAGCUCGACCACACGGCGCGCGAGGUCAAGAACCGCCCGGGCUACGCGGCCAACGACGUGAACAACCUGUUUUGCCUUCGGUGCCACGACAAGAUGGGCAUCCCGAUCUGCGGCGCCUGUCGCCGUCCCAUCGAGGAGAGAAUCGUCACCGCCCUCGGGAAACAUUGGCACGUUGAGCAUUUCGUGUGCGCUAAAUGCGAGAAGCCGUUCCACGGGCACCGGCACUACGAGAAGAAGGGCCUCGCGUACUGCGAGCAGCACUACCACCAGUUGUUCGGCAAUCUGUGCUACGUAUGCAACCAGGUCAUCGCCGGAGAUGUGUUCACGGCGCUGAACAAGGCGUGGUGCGUGCACCACUUCGCGUGCGCCGUGUGCGACGCGGCGCUGAGCACGCGCAGCAAGUUCUACGAGUACGACGAGCGGCCCGCGUGCCGCCGCUGCUACGAGAAGCUGCCGCAGGAGCUGCGCCGCCGCCUGCGCCGCGCGCACCACUACACGCCGCGCCGCUAACCUCGACCCGUCAGCGCGCAGCGCCAUCUCACCGCUAUCUAAUCUAAACAAACAUACGCUGCAUCGCGCUCUUAGUGCUUAGCGCGCACUAGAGUGAGACGGAUAUAAUAACAAUCCUUCGCGCUCUUAGCCGCCGCGAAAAAUAAAGUUUAAGCGAUCGUAAAGGGAUUCGCAACAGUAUAACCAGAUUUUCUUAUACAAAGUGGUGUUAUUUUUUAUCAUCAUGUGGUUCGUAGUUGCCUGGAAAAAUUAUAAGAGGUACGCGGGUUAAACAUAUAAAAUAUAACUCUGACUUAUUCCAUGUCUUAGCAUAAUUUGAGACUCAUCGAAUAAUAUGUGUAUUUUGUUACUGUAUUACGCGCUGUUGUUAUUGUCAAUAAAUUUAUUCUUAUUCAAGGAAAAAACUAUAUCUAACAGGAAAUUAACUUGUUUACACAGUGGUGGUCGCUUCAAUCUUUCAACCACCACGACUAUUUUAUGUAAGACGCGAUAGUAAAUUGGAUAAUCAUUUUUAAUUGUUACUGUAAUACUGUUGUGUGCUAUUUCUGAGGGUGAUGGUG
Molecule: messenger RNA, 1809 nt
Organism: Cydia pomonella (codling moth)
Lineage: Eukaryota; Metazoa; Arthropoda; Insecta; Lepidoptera; Tortricidae
Gene: stck
Product: LIM and senescent cell antigen-like-containing domain protein 1
Exons: 9
Coding region: 230-1249 (339 amino acids)
Biological process (GO): cell-cell adhesion; cell-cell junction organization; positive regulation of substrate adhesion-dependent cell spreading
Cellular component (GO): focal adhesion; cell-cell junction; cytoplasm
Source: RefSeq, a predicted model, not a curated record